AUGGCCAUCCGCGAAGACUUGGUCGCGUCGGCGGCUAAGUUUUUACAAGACCCUAGUGUAUCUUCGUCCCCGGUCGAGAAGAAGGUCGCCUUCCUUCAAGCCAAGAACCUCACGCAAGAGGAAGUGAACGCGGCGCUUGCACGGUCGGGCUCUGUUGCUCCGGCACAGGCUUAUCCAUCACAACCACCGCCGGCCGGGGGGCAACCGCCACAACAAUACUAUGCUCAAUAUCCGCCGCAAUACCCGCCGUAUGGAUGGCAACAGCCGCCGCCUCAGCCAGCCCCGCGACGAGACUGGCGAGACUGGUUCAUCAUGGCGACUGUGGUGAGCGGUGUGUCGUACGGGGUUUACAGUUUGGGGAAGCGUUACGUUUACCCCCUGAUUUCGCCGCCGACGCCAGAGCGACUAGAGCAAGACAAGAAGUCAAUUGACGAGCAGUUCGACAAGACGUUUGCACUGGUUGACCAACUCUCCAAAGAUACCGAGGCUCUCAAGUCGGCGGAGAAGGAACGCACCGAGAGGCUGGACGCGGCGCUUGCGGAACUGGAAGCAACUAUCGGCGAGCUUAAGUCAGCGAAUAAGAGACGCGACGAUGAAGCACAGCGGGUGCGGGACGACGUGCAAAACCUCAAGGAGGCGAUCCCGCGGGGGUUGAAUAACCAGAAGGACCUGACAGACACGAGGUUGCGUGAGGUCAAUGCGGAGCUCAAGAGCCUCAAGACGCUCAUCACGCAGCGGAUGAACCCGGCGGCUACAGCAACCAGCACCAGCAGCUACAUGCGCCCGGCGGUCAGCGGCAGCACAACUCCGGCUAGCACAGUCGUUACCCCGGCCCCCGCAUCGGUUGAAAACGUCCCCGAAACCAAGGAAGAUAUCUUGGAGCCGGCUGCCAGUGCGCCGCGGGUGUCACCGUUCAGCGGCAUGCAGGCCAAGGCAUCGAUUCCGGCGUGGCAGAUGAUGGCCGCUAAGAGCGCCGAGUCCCCAAGCGCACCGGCGGUGAACGGAACGGGCGAGGGCAGCAGCGGGGAGCAGGAGGCUUCGGGGAGUGCGUGA
Dichotomopilus funicola is the source of this 1053-nucleotide messenger RNA. Its product is annotated as peroxisomal membrane anchor protein conserved region-domain-containing protein. Gene Ontology annotation, biological process: protein import into peroxisome matrix, docking. Gene Ontology annotation, cellular component: peroxisomal membrane; peroxisomal importomer complex. The transcript is spliced from 3 exons. Bases 1 to 1053 code for a protein of 350 amino acids. Lineage: Eukaryota; Fungi; Ascomycota; Sordariomycetes; Sordariales; Chaetomiaceae. The record is from RefSeq and is a predicted model, not a curated record. Gene Ontology annotation, molecular function: signaling receptor binding.